This is a messenger RNA of Polistes canadensis, 6530 nucleotides long. RefSeq lists its product as uncharacterized. Lineage: Eukaryota; Metazoa; Arthropoda; Insecta; Hymenoptera; Vespidae. The record is from RefSeq and is a predicted model, not a curated record. Gene Ontology annotation, molecular function: signaling receptor activity. The transcript is spliced from 17 exons. The coding region runs from base 1143 to 4976 and encodes 1277 amino acids. Gene Ontology annotation, biological process: nervous system development. Gene Ontology annotation, cellular component: external side of plasma membrane; signaling receptor complex.
GUUCUCGCUCGUAUGCUCGGCAGAGCCGUCGUCAUUGGGCGUCGGGACGUCGCGACGACGCUCUUUUCCUCUCUCUUUCUCUCUCGUAUAUUACUAACACGCACGAACACGCGAAAACUCUUACUUUUUCUCUCUCUCUCUCUCCAUUUCUCUCUCACUCUCUCUCUCAUUUAUGCUCACCUAACCCAAGGAUAUCGCGCGCGCACUCGUUGAACGUUUCCGCGCGCGGAUGAUAAUCGCGCCGUUCCGUGUCUGUUAGUUUGCGAGUAGCGUUCGCCGGUGCACGCGCGCGCGGGGCCCAACGCACCACUAGUGCGUCUUUUCGGUUAUACGGGAGUUUUAUCGAAAUCGUGUGUCAUCGAGUAGAGUUAUCUAUUAACAGAAUAUAUAUAUAUUUAUUGAUAUACAUAUAUGUAUAUUCAUAGAUAAUUUACUUGCUAGAUUUUCGUUUAUCACAUUGUCGAUUACGGGUAGUGUACACAAAACAUUAUUUUAUUCGUAAUAACGAAUAAACGUGAUAUAUUAUAUUCUUCGGUAUUUCGGCGUCGGGUGCGUCAAAAUCAGUGCGGCAAAGUUCGCGCGGGCUUUAAUCGUGAGCGCGCGCGCGCGCGCGCGCACACGCGAUCAUUCGUUAUUAUUAUUUUCGGCUCUAUUGCAGAGAUCUGCACGCGAGGUGGGAGGAAACGUUCUGUUCCGUUUUUCCUUUUUUUCUUUUUUCUUCGCGGUGGUGUAUAAUAAUAAUAUUACUAAUACAUAUUGAAAAAUAAUUGAUAAAUAUCGAUCGUUCGGUUAUGAUCGUACGAUAUUUGUAAGCAUCGGUGCCGGUGAAUCACCCGAUGGGAGGGAAAAGAAAUCUUAUUCUCGAGUUAGUUACGAAGAAUGUCGGUACUCGCCUAGAUUGUCCUUUGGACAUCGACGAUAUAUCGUGACAAGUGGAGGAGAACCUAUUGCAGGAUGGGACGGACGACUUUGCGAGGAUCGAGCGACGAAGGACAGAUUGUUUUUGUCGCCGUCGUCGUCGCCGCCGCCGUCGCCGCCGUCGUAGACGUCCUUCUCGAGAGGAGACUUUCGAAAUUCGAAGAAAGGAUCGUAACCACAAAAUUAUUCGGGAGAGGUUGAAAAUAAUCGAGAAAAGUAUACGGAUGAAGCUCGAUAAAGAAAUUGGUAGGAAAGGGGAAGGAGAAGGAGGUGGUGCUGGUGCUGGAAGAAGAGAAGGUUGUGAAGAAGGAGGAGGCAAGGAUUACCUUCCAAGAGGAAGGACGAGAGGACGAGUCAUGUCACAUGUCGUUCCUAUGCACCUUCCACGUUUCGCGCCAAUUGGCAAAUUACUCGUCGUUGCGAUUCUCGUGCUAUUUUCUUGUGCUACUCGUUUCGCUCGUGCCAGCGAAUUCCCCGAAAGAGAAUGCUGCGUCUUCCCGAUACCCGAACCUACAGGAAGAUCCACAGCCGCACCUAUACCGACCGGCAGAAGUGGAUCCGAUAUCAAAAAGGGUGUUGCUAUAUUAAAUUGCCUCUACGCUCGUCAACUCUGUUUCGAGGAUCCAUCCUGUAGUGCUAUUCUUGAAAUAAUUCCACGUGUCUGCGGUCCAGAAUUAGUGGCUUGUUCAACGGUGACGGUGACAAAGUGUCGUUCAGCACUUCAUAGUCUGCAAGCUUUCUCGUUCUUUCGACCCACGUGUCUUUGUAAGGAACGGCACGUCGAUCCAGAUUGCAAUAGUUUCCAAAAUUUCCUCUUCGAUCAUCCCUGCAUCGAUGUACAGAAAAAAGAUAAGGAGCAGUAUCCAAUAGAACCAUUACCAACAUGUACCCACGCCAUGAACGAGUGUCAACGAGCGAAGCUGUGUAAUCAGAUCUUGGAGAACUUCAAAAACAGCUGUAAAGCACGAGAGGGCAAGUGCAGAAUGGAGAGUCGAGACGCUUGUCAUGACUCCUGGACGCAACUUCGAUUAUCAGCGGUCUUUGGUUGUAUAUGUCCAAACAAUCACGUAAAGAAACGAUGCGACAGGGUCUUCUCAUUGGUCAAUCAUAAUCCAUGCGUCGAAUAUCUGCCCUCCUCCGCCUCGGUAGACCUAUCGGGCACGGAUUCAGCCCUCUAUCCAUUCGACCCGCAGCAGGAGAGCUACCAGGAGAUCUGGUUACCGCCGACCAGUAUGUAUCCCUAUUUUCUGUUCCCCGGGACCGCGCGCACUUCGUACCACGACUAUGAAAUACCGUACGAAGGCCAGGAACAGGAACAUCGCCGUCAGCACGGCCAUCGUCAUCAGCCCGGUCGCCACCAAGAGGAACCGGAAAAGAUUGGCAAGCCAAGCGUGUUCGUCGUCGACGCGAACGAUCCAAGGAGGAAAGAUUUAAACAAAGCUGAUCCUCGUUACGAGGAUCGUUUAAUCGUGACCGACGACGAACACUUUGCUGGCCAGUUAAACCUUCCAGGUUCAAAGUUUGGCGACCGGAGGCAGAAGGGUGCCAAGGGAGACGUGAUCUUUCAAGAUUUCGAUGGCUCCUCCUCAUUCUCCAAUAUCCAUUCCAUAUCUUCUUAUCCUUCAUCCUCAUCCUCUUCUUCUUCUUCUUCUUCUUCUUCAUCUUCUUCUUCUUCUUCUUCUUCUUCUUCUUCUUCUUCUUCUUCUUCUGACGCAUUUUCCAAGCAUGAUCGUGCCUCCAACACAGUGCACCUGCAGCCAAGGCACCCCCACCAAAGCGAGCAUGACGCGCACCUGCACCAUCACCAUCAUCACCAGCACCAACAGCACCACCACAACCACAAUCAGCACCACUACUACCACCAUCACCCUGCACCUGCACCGUCCCCGUCGUCUUCGUCUUCUUCCUCGUCGUCGUCGUCGUCGUCGUCGUCGUCGUCGUCGUCGUCGUCAGGAUCCUCGUCCUCGUCAUCGUUGUCGUCGUCGAACGCGCACCCACCGCGACCGACGCCUACCGUUGACGAAACUAAACGAAUCGAGACACCUCAAGUCGCGCCACCAAAGAAAUUCGCACCGAGGCCAACCUACGAGCAUCGGGCGAUCGUCGAUCGCGUCGACGACGACCUCGAUGACAUCGAGUUCAGGAUCGGCGCUCUGCCAGUCGAUCGGUUCUUCGAUCUCCGUGAGGCUUUCGAAGGCUUCGUCGAUCAAGUGAAGGUCAUCUCUCAUCCGGAUAACUCAACGAGCUUUGAAGUAAUCGAGUCUCAAGUGGAGAAUCCAUUGAUUGAUGCCGAUCAUCAAGAUCUUCUCGCGAUGAAGCAAAUACCAGUGCCUGGAGAUCAUCAUCAUCGAACUCAUCGGAAAAAGAAUCAGACCAUGGAGGAGAACGAUCAAGCUUUGCCAUCUGCCAAAUCGGAAAUUGACAAAAUUCAGCAACCACCCAAGUUGAUACUACCAAGCACGUGUCAUCACGCAUACACAUCGUGCAAGAACGACCCGGAGUGCAAGGAAUUAUUACAGCCGGUCCUGAAAUAUUGUGGUUUGACGAGCUGCACGAGAAACGAAUGUAUGACAGCCCUACAACACUUCUAUAAAACGGCUAAUCACAAGCACUCCAUCGAAAUAGCUUUCUGUUUGUGCCGAAAAACUGAUGGCAGAAAAGACGAGUGCAUAAUUGCUCAAGAAAAAAUGCAUCCAGCAUGUGCGCAACGUGUUGAAGGUGUUGAUAUGCCAACAUGUCACAGUUUAGCAGAAAUUUGCAAGAAAAAUGAAGUCUGUCGCUCAAGAUUGGAGCGUUACGAACAGAGUUGUGCGGUAGACAGCGUAACGAAAAAAUGUGCUGGACCACCAUCAGAUUGUAGAAAAGCGAUGCUUGGUAUACUUGGUACUGAACUUCGUUCGAAUUGCGCUUGCAAAGGCACCGACUUUACGCAACUCUAUGACUGCCUUGGUUGGCAGAGACUCCUUUGGGUUAACCCGUGUGUAGUUGAAUCUCAAAAGGACUACCACGUACGUCGAAAACACCAUCACUAUCCAAGAACAACGCCGAUUGGUACUAUACCUUCGACAACGACAACGAUGACAACAUUGUCGUCGACUACGAGAACACAUAUAAGCAUGACGGCGACUACGACGGUCACCGCGGUCGAGCGAGUUGAAGAUAAUCAACUACCGGAAGUAACGAGGUGGCCGACCACCGAACCCACGGAAACUUUAGAAAUCACGACUAACACUGUUAGCACGACACCGAGCACGACUACAACGACUACCACACCGCCUCGUUUUUGUGUUGUUCAAAGACCGAGACAGAGUCAUCAGUAUAUACGAGAGGGUAAAGGGAAAAGGCUUUAUCGCGAAGACGAGCCAGAAUGUUCAGAGCUCUGCCAAUGUGGCGAAGGUGAAGUUCUUAUCUGCAAUACGAUCUGCGUCGAUUCGUCUCCUUGCAAAACGGACUUCGCAUACUAUAACCAUGAGGCCCCAGCUUAUCAAGCCCAUCGUGGUCCAUGCCUUUGCUAUAGCGGUGGUUUCAUAUGUAUGCGUCCAUCACCUGGAGCGUAUAGUAUACCGCACGGAGUUUUUAUGUUCUUGGGAUAUAGCGAGAAGGAUGAAACCUUGCUAAGGCCACACAAUAAUCUUACGGUUCUAGAUGCCGUGUCGUCUCUCGACAAUUUUAUGAGAGAGGAAGUCAAUAAUCAGACUGUAUGCACGCUCUUCCUCUACAAUAUGACUCGAGAGAACGUGAUUGCAGUAGCACGUCUUGGUACGGACAAUCCACCCUUAAAUAGCAGUCAAGCUCAAAGCUUGCAACACCUCUUGCGAGUUAAGGAGGAAUGCGCUUCCAUGCUGGAGGAUUUGAGCAGUAAGAUCAAUAAUAAGCAUCACGAAGUUCACACGCAUCCCUUACUCUCAAUAUUCAAGAUGGCCGAGGUUGCGGUUAAAUUACCCUAUAGCAACGGUGGUAGAAGCGUGUCAAGGUCAUCGAGUUUAAUCCUCAUACUCGUGGUUCUAGCGUGCAACAUUCUCACGUCUAUUUCGACGUAUCUCGUCAACGAUUCGUGACACGGAUAAAGUUACUUAUCCGAAACGAGUAGGGGAAGAAGAACCUCGAGCUUUCGAGUGUUUAAAAUAUCAACGACGAUCUAGGGACAUGAAAAAGUGUCGAAAAGAAUUAUGAGAUAUAAGGAAAGAAUGAAAAAUAAUGUACACUCAUAUGUACGUUCGUACACGGGUGUGUGUUUGUAUGUGUGCGUGUAUGUGUGUGUUUAUGCAAAAAAAAGUUUAAUUUGUCUUUUCCUAAAAAGAUACAAAAUCGCUAUUUGUCUGACUAUCCAAACUUGUUCCUACAAUCGAGAAUCGAAAUGAUACUAUAUAGAAAGCCAAGCAAAGGAACUUUCCAUGUAGUAGAUUAUGGACAAACAAAUAUCGUAUACGUGGUGGUAUUACAGCAAGAUCGUAAUAAGAAAAAUGUCUUAGCGAAGUAUACCUACGUGAUGUAAAAAGGAAUACGACAAAAAAGAGAUGGGGAAAAAGUUUAUUUUCUUUCUUUACGUUUCUCCUCGACGUCUAUUUUUGUUCCCGUUGGAUCUCUCAAAGAUAUUGAUCGAAAAGAAAAUAGAAUAGCAAAAUCGACUUAUAGAUACAUUGUCACAAAAUCGAACAUACAGAAACAGCUGGAGUUACCUUUUCGGCCUCGAUACGAAACGUGCUUUUUUUUAUAUAUAUAUAUAUAUAUAUAUAAUAUAUUUUACGUUCAAUAAAAAGUAUUAUCCACGUAUAUAUAUAAAAAAUGAGCAUAAAUCCAAAUAUAAUACCAUAGUUCGUUUGCUGCUGGACCGGCGACGAUAUUUCAAUCUCUUCCAAAUGAUCUUGGUUAAAUAUAACAUCAUAUGUGGCGAUAUUCGUAUUGGCCAAAUAAAAUAAUACUACAACAUGAUAAUAGAAUUCAAGCUCUGCUUUAUGAAUGAAAAUUUCGAUAAAUCCUUUAUCGUAAUCAUAAACGAUUUUGUGUUAUUAUCGGAAAUAAAAUCAAGCACGAUUCUCAAUUGCCUGGAAUGACUUCGCGUGUAUAAAUUGAAUGAAUUAAAAAGAGAAAGAAAAAGAAAAAAAAAGAGAGAGAGAGAGAGAGAGAGAGAAAGAAAUGGAGAGUCUGUAAAUGACUAGCACUAAUAUUAUUAAUAUGUAUAAUGAAUUAAUCGGAAAUCUCCUACCAUACUGGACCAUUAGGUGUGUUUGUUAAAGUUGAUACCUGAAAGAAAAAUGACGCGUUUUUUCAGGCCAAUCGUAUGAGAUUCCGAAUAAUUUAGAUCGAAUUAUAGAUUGUUAAUAUAGAUAUUAAAUAAAGAUGUAAAAAAUAGAAGUAGAAAAGCUACGACGUAAAUACAAAGAGAAGUUAUUGGGAUUGUAAUACGAAUGGUAAUUUUAAAACCAUCGUUUUAAGUACCGAAUAAUCAUUAUUCUCAAAAUGGUGGAUCCAACUUUCCUAAGCUGCUGUAUCCAAUGUGUGACACUAAUAAAUAAUGCGAGAAUUUGCUAUAUCCAACGAUUAAAAAAAGCAAAAAGAUUGAUGAAAUCACGAUGUAGGAAGAAAAAGAAAAAGAAUCCACUUAUAUAUAA